CAGCUCUAAAAAUAAUUUUAUUGUUAUUCUGUUUUUAGAUCCAGAUCUAUGUUUUAUAUGCAUCCUCUAACACACAGAAUCAGAAGAACCAUUCUUGUUAACCCUACAAUGUUUUCGCUAACCUUAGUGAAUAGGUUAAAUAAUAUACUAUGAAAGCCAUUAGACAUUAAUGCAUUAUUAUGGCUACCUCAGGUCCAGAAAGUUCCCAGUGGCUUUCAGUUACCGAGGGAACGUUAUUUUUACAUGAUGGACUUCUGAGAGUGACUGAUUUGGUGGAACUUCCCAAAAAUGUAGAGUGCUGCGGCUCUCGGGAAAACGAAGUUGUCACCUUUGACUCUAAAGACCCAGAGGAAUUGAGUGCCAAGCUUCUCGAAAUAUGUGGCACCAGAAACAAUGCAUUCAAUACACUUCUAGAAUAUCGGCUAAAUGCAUUAAAAGGUCUAUGGAAAGCACAAAAGCUUUAUUUUCAAGAAGAUCCAGGGGAAAGAGAUUCAGCUAGUCAAGAUGAAGCUAUUGCAAUUUUGAAAAAGCAAGGUUUACUUAAAGAUUCUGAUCAGGCCUCAUUUUCUACCCGCAUAAGUCUUCUGCUAAUAUUACCAUUAUUGCAAUCUCAAAGUAAUACCGAUCCUGAUCUUUGUGGUGUUACUUCAGGUGUAAUUCUUACUUGUUUGCGUGAUUGCCCCCCUCUAAGUUUAGCUAAGGAACCAAGUGAUUGUUUAAAUGGAUUAGAAUCAUUGUUAUGUGGAUGGUUAGGAGAAAAAUCUCUCAACACUCCUGCUGUGCAUAUUGUGAAAGAAAAAAAGCAUCAAGAAAAUGCAGCGUCAGCUUUGGUCGCCCUGGCAUGUGCAAGGGGCCAUGUUAAAACUUUGAUCCACACUGUCCACCUGCUCCAGCAACUUUCCACUCUUCCACCGCUGCCAGUGGCAGACAUCCUGGCAGCACUGCUUGAGUGUGAGGGUGGCCAAGGACAGAUCACAUCAUUUCUUGGCUCCAAAUAUAUUGUUAGCUGGGGCCUAGAUGACCUGCUUGGACCAACAAAUGCUGACACUGUAGCUUCAGAAUCUAAAGAGUCGAAUGACAAAGAUAAAGAUAAAGAACAAGAUCUUGGUCGAAGUAUCACAACAGAUGGAUGUUACCUUUAUACAACAAACAGUUUUGGUAAAGGGAUAGCAAAAGUUGGAACAGGCUUGCAGGGAACACUAAGGGGCUUCAUUUACAACAAGAACACAGAGCCUGGCCCAGGGCGUCUAGCCUUUGGUUCUGGCUUACUAUUGUUUCGGCCUCAAAAAUUUGACGCAGAAUCAGAAGUUGACAAUUUGAUCCAGAUAUAUGACAGGGACAAACUAGAAGCAUUAAAAGUUGUGAGCAAGCCAUCCGUAUUUGUCCAGCCCGGUCCAUGCACAACUGUUGGCUUCUGCAGUGAUGGGGUCUAUUUCUAUUGGAUGUGGUGCCCAACUCUUUUGCAAGAUAAAAGCACAAAAAAUGUCAAUGUCAAUCUAAGUGCAUUCUAUAUGGAGAAAGAAGCUGAGGCCACAGCACUGAGACCUAGCGUGACACUACAAAAGAAGGAGGAGGCAGUGAGUAGAAAUAUGAACGAGGCCAUCUUAAACAGGCUGAGACCCUUGCGGGGGUCCAACAGUGCCGCGACCCUUAUGGCUCUGACAGGGGGUGAAGCUCUGGUGCCAACAAGGAAAGAAGAUGCUCCCAGUGCAGGGAGCACAAGCUGUGGUGUGCAGCUGAAGACCCUGGCUAAAACACCCCUGUACUGUGAUGGCAACCAUGUUGUCCUGCUGACUGUGCCCCCAGGGGCAGCCCCAGGGGGUGCGGGCAGGUCACUCUUUGGAGGGGGUCCUAUUUCCAGUAUCAGAUCUUUGGCCAGUAACAUGUGCUUCAAUGUAAAAACUGGAUUCUUUAGUGCACGAAUGGAUUUAAUGGAAGCUAGUUCUAGUUCUGUAGGCAGGGGCACACCGCUCACACUUUUAGGUGCCUGUUUUGAUAUUGUAAACAACAUGCUUUGGAUGUCCAGUGGAGAGUAUGUAGACCAGUUUUUUAACCCUGGGAACUUGCCACCCCACCACGUGUACUCCAGGCUGGGGAUCCAAGAUACAUCACCUCCCUUCAAUCUCACUGACAAGCACCAGCUUCCUGUGAAGGUUGUGGUCAACACACUGCUGCACAAUGUGGGCAGCAUGUGCCUGCACCAGAUGACUGUGGACAGCCCGCCUUCUUCUCAGCCAGAACAAACUGUUGACCUAAGUCACCUGACGCGAGUCACAGACAUACUUGCCAGGGCAGUUCUAGACAAGGAUGAGCAGGCAGUUCUGUGUUGCCUGGUUGUCCUGCAGCUCAUUUUUAAAACAAGUACAGCAGUGAGUGGAGACCAACCCACCAGUGAACAAAUGAAAGUUACCAGAUCUUUGAUCUGGAAACUUUUGAGCACUUCCUGCUUACCUGAAGGCCAACUGGAUUUGUCCAUGAAAAGAGAAGCUUGUCAUGUGAUCACUAUAGGGCUGAGGUCUCUGUACCCCAGCACUGAAGACAGACACAUCUUGCUGUAUCAGCUGCUGACAUCAGGUGAUGAGAGCCCAGCCUUAAGACAGCUGAGGGAUAUGAUACUGACAGAGUUUUCACUACAACUCAACUCCCUCCAGCCAUCAGCUAAAGAAGAAGAAGUUUUACAGCUGUCUGAUGAUCUGGUCUGGUACAUCCUGAAACUGGCUGUCAAAGAAUCCUGCACAUUGCUCAACCACGCUCGCUCCUGGUCCAAACUGAACUUCCAGAAAACUAUUUCAAACAUGCCAUUGGCCUCCCCUGCUGUCUUGUACCUCUCAGCCCUGCGCUCCUACUACCUGAGGUCUGCUGUACUGUAUGACACAUCCCACACCACCAGCUCUGGAGACUUGCUACCACUAGAGGCCAUUCAAGCCAAAGUGUUGGCUCUGUCCUCCAAGCUGAUCACUGGGGCCUGCGAGGUGCUGGAGAGUUUCCUGGACACCUGCAACAUUGUGCUGGCGGCCUCACAGACAGAGGAGCUGGAGGCCUGGCUGGCUGGCCUGGAGAGGCUGGCCAAAAGUACCAUCCUGGGCUCUCUCAUGCCUGUCCUCAUCACUGCCCUCACCCACCCCAACCUGCAGUCUCUCAGUCUGGCGGGUGCCCUCAUGCCCUCGCUGGUCACCCUCAGCCUCUUGGCCAGUCAAGCUGCCUUAAAGAUGAAAAGCCAAGAACUGGCAGCAAGUGCAUCUCUGACAGCAAACAGUGACCUUGACCUAGACUCUGAUAAAGAAAUGGCAGAGUUUAUUGGAGAAGCCCUACACAGAGAUGAUGCUGGCAUGAGCAUGGAGGAAGAAGAAGGUUUCCUGACUGGCCUCAAGAUCCCCACACCCUGGGCCUCGGGUAAGACAGUGGAGACCAUCCACCCAGUCAGGGACAACUACAAAUUCAAGGAAACUAUUCACAUCCCUGGGGCACGCUGCUUAUAUCUCAGAUUUGACAGCAGAUGUUCAUCUCAGUAUGAUUACGAUAAGGUAGUGGUCUAUGCUGGUGCUGGCAUCAAUGGCAAGAAGGUUGUGGAAUACGGUGGAAACUCUUUUGGUUACGGCAGUCGUAGUGUACUGGGUAGUGGUUGGCCCAAAGAUUUGGUUAAGGUAGAUGGAGACACUGUCACAUUGACUUUUGAAAUGCGCAGCGGACGGGAACAUAACACACCUGACAAGGCCAUGUGGGGAUUUGCUUGUACAAUUAGAGCACAGGAAUCAGCGGAGGAAGUGACCCCAGGACUCCCCUUCUUGUCUGACCUGGCUCUAGGGCUGUCAGUCCUGUUGUGCACCCAGUUGGCCCAGUUGUACCACGGCUCCCCCGCCAGUCAGGACGAGGCAGAUUGUCAGCACCUCCUCAAGUCCAGGAUAUUGCAGAGAUGUAUCUGGAAGACUGAAAGAUGUGCUGAUGGUGUUGAGAGAUCUUCUGAAGCCUCAAGUGCUGCCCUGGCCUCCCCUCCCAGAGCUGAUGAGCCGGAGCUGUCUGGGGCCCUGAUGAGUGCCCGCCUGCCCCGCAUCAAGCUCUCCUCAGACAUCAUGGACAGGCUGAGGAGGCUCAUCAAACGCCAGCCUGUCAGACUCAGGGCCUCAAUCAAAUCAGCCAUUGAGAUGGAGGUUGUUGAAGAGAGUAUCAUAUCAGCUGUGGCCAAGCACCUGGGUUUGACCGAUUCACUGCGAGACUUGAGAACUGUUGUAGACAAACAAGGGGAUGAGCUUGCUGCCCUCAUGGCCAUUUUAGAAGAAACCUAUAGAAGAUUUGAAGUUUUGAUUCGACAACUUCAGCUGAUGGGUGAGCUGGAGAAACGCUGGGAGACGGAGGUUGAAGAGAGAGCUCUAGGUCCGGGCUCCAAGUGUGUCGGCCUUGAGGAAUUGACUGUCUCAAGUCCGUCAAAUGAUCCACCUUUUUUCCAUGAUUAUCACUUGCAAGAGAUUCGUUACAAAGAGCUGACCAUAUUGUCUUUCCUAAAAGAGGUUGCCAUGGAAACCAAUGACAUGGAAGCCACGAUAAAAAAUUUGCUUGAAAAGUUUGCAUCAGACGUUGAGGCAACCCGAGGGUGCCAGAAAAAAGAAAGCUUGCCUAAAACCAAGCAGGUGGUGUCCGGCAUUCUCUCUCGUCUGGAGCUUCUGCUGCAUGUCAACAGUGUGCCAGUGGACGCCCAGUCAGCCCUGACCCGCACAAUGUCACACACCCAGGGAUUUAGUGAAGACCUGAUGGUCAAAUCUGACACAGAUGUGUGUCGCCCACUGCAAGGCUUUAGUCGCAGCAUGUCAGCCCCCAUUUGUAUUGACCCUGAUGACACGGGUCUAUUCAAACACAUCAGGAGAAGACACGGGGACAAAGGCAGACAUCCAAGCUCUAUCCUGCAGGACUUUGUUGAUGACGGAGAGGAAGACAAGCCUCCCCAUGUCAUUGUCAUAGACCAGCUGUUUGCCUUCAUUGGGACUGACCCAGAGAAAGCUGUAUCCUGCAUCAAGUUUCUAAAAGCUGCUGAAGAAAGACGCAAACGCGGCACCAUCCGCAAAGCUGCAUUGUCCCACAUCAAAGAUCUCUUGGCUGCUGCGUCGCGUGUAGGUGGUGCUACACACCUUGUGGCUGCUGUUGCUUCAGUCCUAAGACAUGGGCCCAAGGUGGAGGACUUGCUGUGUGGGGGAAUGCAGAAUGAAGUCAGGGAUGCUUUUGCUGAGGCCAUGAGCUGUGUGGUCCAGUUGGCAGCCCACCACCCACUGGCCAGUGCCAGCAGUAUAGGCUUGUUGUGUACCAUACCCUACACCAGGGCUGAAGAGAAAUGUCUGGUGCGAUCUCACCUGGUGUACCUGCUGGACAAGCUCUGCAGCCUGGGGAGCCACAGGGCCGACGGACUGGGUGGGGAGACCCAGAGCCCACGCCAGAAGGUCUCUGCCCUGGCAUGGGCUGGGUUUCAGGUGCUGGCCUCACGCUGUGUCAAGUGGGAAAAUGAGGAUGGUUCCCAUGUUGAAGAGCUUGAGCACUCAGGACUGGCCAAACAAGUCUCCACCUUGCUGACCAAUCACCUGGCUCGAGCUACAGAAGGCAUCGGACAUGCCAUGGCUGGCACUGAGGCAUUGCAGGAGGUGCUCAGUCUGCUCAACAACUUGUCCAGAAGUAAAAUGGGAAAAGCCAUCUUAAGCCAGCCAGCCUGUGUGUCAAAGUUGUUGUCACUUUUACUUGAUCAAAGACCCUCCCCCAAGCUGGUGCUGAUCAUCCUGCAGCUGUGCCGUGUCUCCCUACCCCUGAUGGACUGUGAGGACUGUAAGGAGGUUGAGCUGCCAGCCUGGGGACAGCAACUUUACUCCAGCCACUGGAGCACAGCCAAACCUGUCUCUGACCCUCCGGCCAAAAUUAUUUGUUUGCUCCUGGCCAAGUUGGGUGACUUCCUUGUGCCAGGAGACCAGGUGCUGCUGUCCAGCAGAUCUCCCUCACAGGACGCCUCCACCCCUGGCAGAAGUGCCAAGCCUGGUGACAUUGACAAACCUGAUGACACUGACCUACAACGAGGCAAGCUGUCAGUCUUUGUACACAAAAGGGAAGAUCAAAUGUCACAUGACAUCAUUCAACCUUUGCUCAGUUGUGACAAUCGACCAUUUCGCCUGGUAGGCAAUACAAGCAUGGAUAAAGUCAUGCGCCUGGACCGGGAAAUUGCUAAAAAUGGAAAGGCUGAACUGACCACUGAAGAUGCUGUCAAUGCCUUUAAGAAAGCUUACAAGUGGGCCCAAAUGGGACUGGUCAUCUCGACUGCCCCCCCAGCUGAUGGCAACAGCUCUGAGAACAACAACGGCUCGGACAAGAAGAAGACACUCUCUGAGCUCAUCUGCAAGGAGAAAAACUCUGAGUUGGCCAGAUGUGACCCAGUCAGAGCAUUCAUCAGUGGUCAUGUGGCCAAUGCCAUGGCAGCGGAGGUGAUUGCCCUGCUCCAGAACUUGCUGUCUACGCAGACCAACUCCCCCGCCAACAAUACGUGGUCCCAGGCUGUACAGAGGGUGUUGGCUAAUGCUCUCUCUGGUUUACCUGUGCUGCUGGGCUCCCUGGAUGGGCUGUCUAGCCCCCGCUCCCCCCGCAGUCAGUCCAACAACCAACUCAUGUCCCUAGCCAAGCAGGCCAACGCCGCUCUCUGUGCCAUUGGUGGAUUCCAGGAAACAUUGAAGCCUGGCUGUCAGGUCAAGAUUACAGGUGAAGGCGUUCGGGGAACCAGUGGAACAGUGGUCAGUGUGUCUGAGCAGAAUGAUGUGGUCACGAUCCAACUGAACUCUCAACUAGAGGACAGCCCCACUUACAGUGAUACAAUCAAAGUGCCGCUUGCAAGAGUUCAACCAAUCAGGAAUGAGAUGUUCAACAGGCUCCAGAAGGAAAUGACGGAGGCCAUCUUGUCAGCAGUGCAGGCGGCCAUCUUACCAGCGGAUGAAUCUACCUCACCACUGACGCAGCCGCUCCACUCGGCAGGGGAUGGAAACUCAAUGGCCAAUCAGAUUUGUCGUGUGGUGGCUGAGAUUAGAACCCGCACCGCCAUGGUGUUGGCCCAGGGCCUGCAGGAGAUUGAGUUUGCCAAGAAGUUUAUUGAGCACUGCGGCUUAUCCAUAGACAUGCUCAAAUCAUUGGCUAAAGAUUGUCACGCAGGCAGCAGACUCCCACUGGUGGAGGCCCACUGCCAGAGGCUGAGGAUGUUGUACAGAGAUUGUGCCAAGCCUCCACCUCCACCUUGCCGUGCUGACAUCAGGCCGUCCAAAGAGAUGGUAUGGGAUGUGUCCCGCCCCUUCCCCCCCACGCGAGCUUGCCUCUUCUCUCAGGGUAUGACAGCAGUGAUGUUCCUGGGUGACCCUAGCGCUGGUGUUGGUCUGCCUCGGGGUACCAUCAUCUAUGCCAAUCAGCCCAUACCAAAAGAGGCCCCAUCCUUUUACUGGGAACUAGAGAUCUCAUCCUUAGGGGACCUGCAGGAAGACAGUGGUGCUAUUGUAUCUUUUGGCUUUGCACCUCCUGCUGAGAAAAAAGAUGCUGCUUGGACAAAUCCUGUGGGCACUUGUCUCUUUCUCAACACAGGGAAGGCUGUCCAUUAUAACGGAGCCAGUCUGCUACAGUGGAGAAGUGUUAGACUGGAUGUGACACUUAGUGCUGGUGACGUGGCUGGCAUUGGCUGGGAGAGGAUGGGGGAUGCUACAGACAGCACUCAGACACCUAAAGGUCAAGUCUACUUCACCUACAAUGGACAUAGACUGAGCUCCUCUCUAGACAACGUAUCAGGGGCCAUGUACCCUGUGGUACACAUACAAAAAAAGAACUGCCGCAUGAAAGCCAACUUUGGAGCCAGACCCUUUGCCUAUGCAGAAGGCCAACAGCACAGAGAGGCAGCAGAGGCCGCCAAUGAUGUCCUGAGAGACAUCAGAGAGUCUUUUGGCCACCUGCCCUUCCACACGGCCUCAGACAGUGAGAGUGACAGCACUGAACCAGCGCAGGCCAGCGUCCUGGAGGCCACCAGAGACAGCAAAACCCCACCCAGGGCCCCCUGUAAGGUGGCAGAGCCCCCCGCCACACUCAAAGAAUAUCAAGUGGAUGCCAGUCUGAGCUACAAGUUGCUGCCUAGCUACGACAACUUUGUGGUGACAGGACCUGACACCAUGACUGUCAGGCCCAGUGAAGAAGAUUCUGAGGAUGAGGCCGUGGUUGAUGAGUCAGUGACAGAGGACCACUACGCUCUGCUGGUCAAGGCCUGGGAACAAAAGGUCUUCCCUGUCAUCAGGAGAAGGUUCAGGAAUGAGGCGGAGAGGAAGGAUGGUCUAGAGCAGAUUCGUGGAGCACUGCAGUUAGGUAUGACAGACAUUGCAAGGCAGACAGUGGAGUUUCUAUAUGAGGAAAAUGGUGGGAUCCCUCGUGACCUUCAACUUCCUACAAUUGAGGACAUUAAAGAAGACCUGGCCAAGUUCACCAUUGACCGUGUCAAGAAGGGCACCACUGUCAUCAUCCGGACACCCACGGGCAUCAGCAGCUAUGCCACAACUCAGCUGCCCAAAUUUGCUGUUAGAAGCAUGCUCAAGACUUUUGGUCUCACUGGCACUGUCCUGGAUGUUGAUACAGCCAAUGAACUGGUGCAAGUUGAAACGUACUUACGGAGUGAAGGUGUACUUGUACGCUUCUGGUACCCUUUGGUCUUGCUGGAGAAACCUGCACAAGGCAUGAGGAAGGCUUCCAUCACAGGGGGACAAACCAUGGACACAUCAAACAUCUUCAUUCACAGGGAGCUUCUGUUGAGUGAAUCCUCCUUGUCCCGCAUGUACUUGCGCACCGCCUUCCUGCGGCUGACAGAUCACUGUAACUCUCCUGCCAUGGAGGUAACUUCCUGCUCGGCUAGCUUGGGCUCUGGCAUGGCUGCUUGUGCUGCAACUUUACAGGAGUUGGACCUAGAGAACAUUCAGCUCCUCUCUGAGCACCUGCUGUCGGCCCCCUCCACCACCGGCACCCUGGAGGCGACCUCGCCCUUCCAGAUCUGUCAGCUGUCCCAGCUGUCACUGGAGCCCCAAGUCUCCCUCACCAGCCUCGUCUACCGCAACUCCCUGCGCCUCAAGAGGGAGCUGGCUGUGGCCAUAGCCCGGGCCUCUAACCAGGGGGAGGAUUACCUCAUAGAGCUGACCAAUCAGCUGUGUACAAGUGUACAGACAGCACCUGAGAUGUUUCCCUGUGUGAGUUACCCAGUGAAUGAGACCAAGAUCAGCACAGACGUCCACUUCCCUGGCGCCGCGUGUCUUCUAGUCUCCUGCAUCAAGACCUCUGAGCCAGGCAACAAGGAGAACCCACCCUACAGGGCGCCCUGGGCCAGGAUCAGCACAUACACAGGGAAACGUAUCAAAAAAUGUGGUCAGGUGACCAGACAGGAAGUGGUGUCCUACCCCAGAGACGUCCAUAACCAAAGUAGCACACAUGAGCAGUUUGCCCCCGCCAUUAUCCCCGGGGAUCUGGUGUAUGUGAAGAUUGGUGUGUCCCCAGCCCCUGGUGCCAUUGUCACGCUGCACGCCCUGCCGGCCCAGUUUCUCUUGGCUGUGGCCUACAUGGAGACACUGGUCACAGAAACAUUUGGCUGCGGCUCCCAGGCCUGUGGGGCCAAGACCAGCAGUGGCCAGAGGGAGCUGAGUGGCUCGACCGGCUCCUGCGGCUCCUCCAGCUCCCUGAACACUUCCCUGUGUGAGACCAACCCCAGCCUGUGGAGCCUGGACAACAUCAACAUCACCCCCUCAGUCUUCCUGCAUGUGCUGGAGUUUGAGUGUGGCUUCCUGUGGAAGACUGAGCUCCCUGGGCUGGUCAAGGAGUACAUGUUCCAUCUGCUGGCCCAGACCCUCAGGAUACUGCACUACAGCGAGGGCUCCCAGGGCAGUCGGCUGACCAAACUGAGCACUCGUCUGAGCCCAACACAGGGCAUGCUCAACUACCUGCCCAGAGAGCUGAAGAAGCUCUACGACCUGGAGGCCAAGACCAUGCCAGCCAUGAGCAGCGUGGCCGGCCAGGGCAUUGGACUGGGGGUGACUGACACUGGGCGCUGGUCCACCUACAUGCACGCCCUGAUGGAAGCUUGUCUGGCCAUCUCUGAGGUCAUCCCGUGUCAGCUCCACCAGGCCAAGGAUGUCUCAGAAAACCUCCAGGAGGAGGGCGCAGCAGGAACUAGCACCCUGAUGCUUGCGGCUGGCAGCAAGAAGAAAAAACUCAAGCCUAAAAAAGAUGGGCUGCCUGCAUCCACACGAAGGUCCAGCAUAGAACAGAAGGGCGGGGCAGAGAACUGGGAGGUUGUAGAGCCCAGCUCCGUACAUGUGUCCCAGUCACUGGAGACAACUGUAACCCCAGCUGUUGUCAGCUCACCGCCCACCAAAGCCUCCAGCAACUCCAGCAUCUGUAGCCUGUCUGCCACAUCCUCCAUCAAGGUGGAUGACAUGACCUGGUUCCCUGCAGUGGCCACUACUGCCAGGAUCUUGCGCUAUCUGGUGCUGAAGGAAGCUCACUGUCAGGAAGACAUGGACGAAGCCAUCAAGGCCAGUGGCCAGACACUGGGCUCACCCACGGCCCACACCCGCCUGCUCAUCAUCACAGGCAUCCCCACAUACCUGGAGCUGGCCACGGUCAAGAAGGCCGUCUCUAAAGUCUGCAACAGCUACGGCGGCCUGGACAGGGAUGGGCUGUUUGUCCCCACCCCCCAGGAUGUCACCCAUGUGCACGGCGUUGCCUCUCUGAGUGCUGCUGAGGCCAGUGAUGUUCACACAGAGCUAGAGAGCAAAUCUGAAUCUUCCCUGGCCCAACCCAGCCCUGCACCCCAGGCUCCCCCGGCGCCAGAGUUGAAGAAGAAAAGUAAACUGAUUGAAGGCUACGCUGUCAUCUGCCUGCCCUCCAAGACUAAAGUUGAGCUGGUGAAAAAAUCUUUCCUCAAGUCCAGGUGGCUCAACCUGGGGGAGGCAGGUGAGGUCCCGGAUGAAAACCUCAGUGUCCAGACGGUCAGCCAGGCCCUGCUGACUGAGCCAGAGGCCAACACGGCCCUUGAGAGCUUCCUGCUGUACAAGCUGUCUGGCAAGAUGGGGAGCCAUGCCCUGGGCCCAGCAGCCAUCCAGGCCCUGACUGAGAUCUUCUACGGCAGCUACCUGCUGGACCAGCAACAGGAGACAAUCUGCUUGUGUAAGGAACAAAUCCUCAGCCCUGCCAGUCUGCUGGCGCCAUUCUUCAAUGCUGUCAAACCCUGCAAGAAACCUUUGCUGGAAGCUGUCACAGGCAUCUUGCGCCAGUAUGGUGUCAUCAAGUCCAGAGACAAGGACACGUCUCCAGUGGCUACAGAAAAGAGCAGUAAAGGAAAGACAAGCAAGAAGCCAGUUGUCAAAUCCCAGAAGGAAAAACAAGCCAUUAGCCUGGAGGAGAAAGGGAAUGAAGAAAAGUCCCAGUCCACUGAUAGAGAAAAAUGCAGUCCAGCCAUGGAGAAAUGUGAGAAAUCUCCCAAAGACAAGGAAGGCGCCACAGCUGAUGUGGCACUCAAAGAAUCCAAGAGCUUGAGCAAGUGUGAGGGCCGUCUGCUGACACUGAGUGGCUUCCUGCAGUACUGUGAGGACUUGCUCAAGCAAGACCUCAGGACACUGUGGAAGGGACUUUUUGCAUCUGGGCUCGACCUUCACCUUGAAAGAUGUUCCUGUCUAGACCAGACUGCAGCGAGCCAGCUGAUGAGUGAGUGGACGUUAGAAAAAGAUGCAGCUCUGGUGAUGUACGUCAAUGAGGUCUGCUCCCAGCUGGCUAUAUCAUCUGCACGACUUCACCCGCACGAAGUCAGAUUGACUGAAGCUCAUCUCACUAAUGAAAAAUACUCAUGUCUGCAAGGUCUGCCUGUGGAGAGUGUGCGUUUGAGAUUUGCUUUCCUCCAAGAUUUGAACAACUCCCUGGAGACGUGUUUCCUCCCUCUGGUAGAUCUGAGGGCAGCCAACAUAUACAGUCGCAGUACGGCUUACGUCUUGGCCCAGCUGAGAUCCAUCAUCUUCUAUGAUACUAAAGUCAGUUUUAUCAACAGAAUUCUCAACGCCUCAGCCAAGCGCAAGCCUGACCAGGCUGCACCUGAGAUCACACUUAACCCAAUAGAGGCCAUUGGCACAGGUGAGAGCAAUUGUCAAUCAUCCAUCCUGUGCCAGUCGUACUGUCAGCUGAGUGCCAUCAGCUCCAAGAAGUUGUGUGUCCGACUGGCCAGUGGGGGAGACCCAACCUACUCGUUUAAUGUCAGGAUGCUUGGGGAGGAGGUCCAUGGAACAAGUGGAUCAUUCCGCCACUUCUUGUGGCAAGUGGCGCGGGAGCUCCAGUCCCCCACCCUGUCCCUCUUACUGCCUUGUCCCAGUUCUGCUGCUGGCUUCAACAAAGGGAGGCUAAUCCUAAAGCCUGGCAAGAUGAGUUACUCUGAAGAAAACUUGUUAAUUUUUGUGGGCCAGCUGCUUGGAAUUACCAUAAGAGCUGACAUUCCUCUUGGCCUUGACCUCCUGUACAGUGUCUGGAAACUUUUAGUUGGGUUGACCCUUGACCCCUCUGUUGACUUACAGCAAGCAGAUGCCCUGACAUACAAGUACAUGAAAAAAAUUGAAAUGGCUGAAACAGAGGCUGAACUUGAGAGUGUGUGUGGAGAUGGGGAAGCAAGGUUUGUCUACACAACCCUCACUGGACAUGAUGUGGAACUCUUGCCUGCAGGGAGAUCAGUUUAUGUCAACUGGCAUAACCGCCAGACAUUCCUGGAGGCCAUCAAGAGACUGAGACUGAGGGAACUGUCCAGCAGCCACAGGGUGGCAGCCAUCAUCACUGGACUCUCAAGUCUCCUCCCAUACCAGGUCAUGACACUCAUGACACCACUUGACCUGGAAAUUAGGACCAGUGGACGCCCGCACAUAAGUCUGGACUUUCUUAAGUCCCACACCAUGUAUCAAGUUGGACUGGUGGAGUCUGACUCACACAUUGAAUACUUCUGGACGGCCCUCGAGUCCUUUAGCCAGGAAGAGUUGACGAGGUUCAUCAAGUUUGCCUGUAACCAGGAGCGUGUGCCCCACACCUGCCCAUGCCAGGAGGGUGGACCAGACUCAGCCCAUGUCCCACCAUUCCCCAUGAAGAUUGCUCCACCAGAUGGCACAGGUCCCCCAGAUGGGCGCUACAUUAGAGUGGAGACGUGUAUGUUUAUUGUCAAGCUGCCUCAGUACAGCAGCCAGGAGAUGAUGACCCAGAGACUGCGCUAUGCCAUCAACUGCAGGGAGGACCCACUCAGUGGCUGACCCAAGUCUGAUGAUUGGCUCUUUACUUUCUGAUAUCCAAUCCAUGAUGUGCUUCACAUUUUUCUCAUUAAAUGUUCAAUCUUACUCAA
Messenger RNA from Physella acuta, 13387 nucleotides. RefSeq names its product putative E3 ubiquitin-protein ligase HECTD4. The record is from RefSeq and is a predicted model, not a curated record. Gene Ontology annotation, molecular function: ubiquitin-protein transferase activity. NCBI's taxonomy places the organism in Eukaryota, Metazoa, Mollusca, Gastropoda, Physidae. Gene Ontology annotation, biological process: glucose homeostasis.